AGCUAAAAUUCUGUGUACGUAGACAAAAAAAAUCAACGUAGUUCUCUCUUCAUUCUCAGUAGUUUGAGUUCGCAGUAUUUGUAUCCGUCUCCAGCUCACUUUUACAAACCACCAGCAUUUUUAACGAUGGUCGCCAAACAGAGGAUUCGUAUGGCCAACGAGAAACACAGCAAAAACAUCACCCAGAGAGGCAACGUCAAAGCAUCGAGAAACGUCAAUGAAGAUAAAGUCUCGGUGGGACCGUGGCUCUUGGCGCUCUUCAUCUUUGUUGUCUGCGGCUCAGCAAUAUUCCAGAUCAUUCAGAGUAUUCGAAUGGGCAUGUAAAGAGGACCAGUGAUGUUUCAAGUAUGCUCUCCUUGCCAGUUCCAUAUACUGCAACUUUAACAAGGAUCCUCUCUUCAAGGCUUUGUGCUGAUUUUAUUGGUUUAUCGUCUAUGAGGUGCAGCAAUCUUGUCAUUCCUCUCUGGUGCCUUGUUAAUGAAGAAAAAUCAAAAAGCCAUAAAAUUGCAUUCCGAUCAA
Molecule: messenger RNA, 519 nt
Organism: Carassius carassius (crucian carp)
Lineage: Eukaryota; Metazoa; Chordata; Actinopteri; Cypriniformes; Cyprinidae
Product: stress-associated endoplasmic reticulum protein 1-like
Exons: 3
Coding region: 127-324 (65 amino acids)
Biological process (GO): endoplasmic reticulum unfolded protein response
Cellular component (GO): endoplasmic reticulum
Source: RefSeq, a predicted model, not a curated record